AUGGCGGGCAAAAAGAAGGCGCGCGGCCAUCGAGGCGGAGGCGGCCGCGCGGGGGCCGGGCGGCAUCGGCGGGACGAGGAGGAGGAGGACGAGGAGCUGCGCGCGCAGCAGCUCGACGAGCUCACCGCCAUGUACGCCCCGCCGCACCCCUGUCAACGGACCUCCGCCAUCUUCGCGGACGACUUUGAGCUGCGCGCGGAGCGGCCGCUGGUGGAGUAUGCGCUGCUGCUGCGCCCGCACUACUCCUUCGCCGCCCACGCCAACCUCGACGCCGUCUCCCUCCACCUCGUCGUCAGGCAAGCCCCUCCCCAGGCAAGCCCGCCCCCAGGCAAGCCCGCUCCCAGGCAAGCCCGCUCCCAGGCAAGCCCGCUCCCAGGGAAGGUCGUGGUGUGGCAGUAUUGCGGAUAUCCGAGGCGGGCGUUGAAGCUGCGAGUGGAGGCGCGGGAGGGGCUGGAGCAGGAGGACGUGGUGGAGCUGGUGGCGCUGCUGCACGACCAGGUGGGGUCAGGCCAGGGCACAGGGGGUGCAUCCGAUGGCUCUGCCUCCCACACCACCACCCCCUCCACUGCCCCCUCACCAUCCAGCAGCGCGUGGCCGAUGGGGUGUUCUGCCGUGACCCUGUCAGCGUCGGGGGGCGGGGAGGAGGACACUCAGGGGUCGGUGGAGCAGCUGGUGGGGCAUCAGAGGAGCACGGCGAGGCACAGGGGAUCAGGGGGCGGGCGCACGCAGCAGGACGGUGGUGGUGAUGGAGGGGAUGAGGAGGAGGGGGAGGAGGACGAGCAGAGUGAGGAGGAGGAGGAGGAGGAUGAUGAGGAGGAGGAAGAGAGUGAAGGAAGGAGUUUUUCAACGGAUGGAGGGACGGCAGUGGGUGCAGAUGGGAGGGAUGCAGCGCAGGGAGCCACUGCAGCUGCAGCUGCGGCUCACCUACUGCGCAUGGUCACCAGCCACAACGGCCCUCUGCCCCACGCCCUGCCUGCCCUCGCCUCUCAGCUGCACGCUCUUGAGGUGAUACCGCAGUGGGUGGCGGAUCUGCUGCACCAUGACCCGCGCCUCAUCGACCGUGCCUUCCACCGCGUCUUCAGCAAGCCUGCCCGCUGCCUCACUGCGCACGCCCAUGCAGACCCAUCCGUGAGCUUUCCUGCCAUGCCAUGUGCGCCACCUGUCCCUGCUUUCUCUCACGCUCCCUCCACCCAUCCUGCCCAUGCAUGUGUGCAUGCACCGGUCCAGCCGUGCUGUGUGUGCGCUCUUGUGCAACGGGCGCUGCAGCGGUUCUGGUCGGCCAGUGCGGAGGGCGAGGGCAGCGCUGCAGAUGCAGCAGCACAGGCGUCGGGGUCGCGCUACCUCUCAGACUUCGAGGAGGUCGCCAUGCUGGGCAAGGGCGGGUUUGGGUCGGUGGUGCUGUGUGUGAACAAGCUGGACGGGCGCAAGUAUGCCAUCAAGAGGAUUCCCCUCCGGGGCAAGAGCCCCGCCCUCAACUCCAAGAUCCUCAGGGAGGUGGCGACGCUGUCACGGCUGCAGCACCAGCACGUGGUGCGCUACUACCAGGCCUGGUUCGAGACCGGGGCCGGCCGCUCCACUCGCCACCUGCCCGCGCACACCGACACAGACAGCAUGGAGGGCAGCGCGAGCCCCACUGCGAGCACGUCGCUGGCGUCGGCAUCGGAGUGGCUCACUCGCGAUGCAGACCUCACCCACUCCCACAGCUUGCCGGGGGGGAGGGACGGCAGGAAUGGGGGUGAGGCGGAAACGACGUACCUGUACAUUCAGAUGGAGUACUGCCCCAGGUGCGUUCAGAUGGAGUACUGCCCCAGGUGCGUUCAGAUGGAGUACUGCCCUAGGUGCGUUCAGAUGGAGUACUGCCCUAGGUGCGUUCAGAUGGAGUACUGCCCUAGGACGCUGCGGCAGGUGUUGGAGGCGAGGGGGGGGGACGAGGUGGAUGGCGCGUGGGCGUGGAGGGUGGUGCGGCAGGUGGUGGAGGGGCUGCUGCACGUGCACGGGCAGGGCAUCAUCCACCGCGACCUCACUCCCAACAACCUCUUUGUUGACCCGCGUGGGGACAUCAAGAUCGGCGACUUCGGCCUCGCCAAGUUCUCGGAGCUGGGGGAGGGGGUCGAUGCUGCAGACGCUGGAGAAGAGGCAGAAAGGGAAUUGAGUCCCGAAGGGGGUGCAGAAAGGGGGGGGAGGGAAGGGGGCCCCAUGGGGGAGAGGCGGCAGUCGGCGACGGGGCAGGUGGGGACGUACUUCUACACGGCACCCGAGGUGGAGCAGGGGUGGGCGCACGUGGACGACAAGGCAACUGGGUGGGGUGGGCAGGUGGACAUGUGGAGUGUGGGCGUGGUGCUGCUGGAGUGUUGGCACCCCUUCCACACGGCCAUGGAGCACGCUCACACGCUCUCAGCCCUCAAGCUGCACCGCACCAUUCCACAUGAGUGGGCGCUCAAGCACCCCCAGGUGGCAGAGCUGGUGAGGCGGCUGCUGAGUCCGCUACCCAGUGACCGCCCGUCAGCAGCAGAGGUGUUGCGAUGCGACCUCAUGCCGCCGCGCAUGGAGGAUGAGGCGCUCAACGGUGGGUGCUUGCACACCACAAACGGUGGGGGUGGGGGGUCACUCUCACUGCCCGCGCUCCUUCUAAACUCCCAUGCUGCAACCUUUCCUGCCUGCACACAACCUUCCCUGCAUGGCUUCCCUGCUGGUGUAUCCUGUGUUCACUCCCAUGACCGUCGCCCUUCCCUCACUCGUGUGUGCCGCUGCGCCCCCCCCCCUGCACUGCGCUGGGGGCGAGCAGGCAUACUGAGGGCCAUCCAGGCGCCGGGGGACGACUCCUCCUCCUCCUCUACUUCCUCGUCGGCGGUGUACGACCGCGUGCUCGCCGCCAUCUUCGCCCGCCUCCCCGCCACGCCUCCCUCCUCCGCGCCCACCCCGCCACCUGUGCGCACGCUGCAUGGGGGGGCCGGGGAGGAGGAGGAGUGGGAGCGGGGGGCGGUGCAGUGGACGGGGGCGAGGGAGGCGUUCAUGGCGGGCGUGCAGUGCAUCUUCCACCGCCAUGGCGCCCUGCGCUCCGACACACGUGUCGUUGACUUUGCCUAUCCCGACCGCCGCACCCACGAGCUGGCGGUGCGGGUGGUGGACGCACAGGGCUCGCUGCUCUCACUGCGCUACGACACUCGACUCACCUUCGCCCGCUGGGUCGCUGCCACACAGACCUCGUCUCUGAAGCGCUUCCAGUUCUCCUCUGUGUUUCGCCGCGCUCCCGGUCGCCGCCCCCCUCAUGAUUAUCUGCAGGCAGACUUUGACAUUGUGGGAGGGACGCCGGUUCUGGCGGAUGCUGAAGCCAUCAAGGUGGCGGUGGAGGUGGUGGAGGGGAGUGGGGCGGCAUGGGGGGCGGUGGAGGUGCGGCUGAACCACCGCGACCUGCUGUGCGCCAUCUGGCAGUGGGCGGGGGUCACACGCCCGCAGGCGGUGGUGGAUCGCCUGCAGGCGGUGGAGAAGCGCUUCAGUGGGCCGGCAGACGAUGCCAUGGCGCGCCUCGCAGGGGCGCUGCCACCAGGUAUGCGCUCACAGGGGCGCUGCCACCAGGUAUGCGCUCACAGGGGCGCUGCCACCAGGUAUGCGCUCACAGGGGCGCUGCCACCAGGCCCACUGGUGGCGGCGGCACUGGGCGAGCUGGGAGAGCUGCUGGCGCUGCUGCGAGUGUGGGGCAUCCACCCCGCGUGCACCACCAUCGACGCCCUCAUGGCGCCCUCCCACCACUACUUCUCCAAAUGCUUCUUCCAGGUCUCCCCCACCCCCUUCUUCUUUCCCUUAAGCGCCCUCUUUGAUUUUGCUGCUCCUGUUUCCUUCCGUGCAUGUGACAUGCAGCCAUGGAAUGUCCACGCAAGGCACCUGCCGUCUCAACCUCCCCAUCACCAGCACCAGCAGCAGCACCCCCUAAACCCUAUCAGCACCCAGCGCACCACCCUGCCCUCUGAUGCUUCCUUGCCUGGCGCUCGCUCGCUCUCCGCCUCGCCCCCAUCCGCCCUGGCCGCCCCGUGGUCGUCCUCGCCGCCCCUCUGCGUGGCUGUGGGCGGCCGCUACGAUGCCCUGCUGCUCCACCUCUCCUCCGCUGCUGCCGCUGGGAGAGGAGCGACAUGGGUAGCUCCACUGCAACGUCCCCAUAUUCCCCUAUUCUUCUUUCUUCAUUCCCUAGCUCUCGGGCAAGAGGGGCAGGAGGCAGUGGGGGGGGCAGUGGGGGGGGGGAGUGGGGCGGUGGGGUUCAGUGUGGCGCUGCACAAGCUCAUGGCGCCGUCACACCCAACCACCCACCACACUUCCAGGCAGGCAGCGGUGGAUGUGCUCGUGUGCGCCAGGGGAGGGGCGGGGCUGCUCAGCGAGCGGAUGGAAGUUUCUGCGCGGCUGUGGGCGGCAGGAAUCAAGGCGGAGUAUGUGAGUGUGCGGGCACCCAGCCUGACGGAGCAGUAUGAGCACGCACACGAGCACGGCAUCAAGUGGCUCGUGCUUCUCACCGAUGCCGGCCUGCACACCCACUCUGCCAAGGUACGGCAUCUAGAUUUGAAGACGGAGGAGGAAGUGAGCCUUGAUGAUUUGGUCAAGUUCUUCCUCGACGCCCUGCCGUCUCUACCCACUUCUCGCCGCCGCGGGGCCACAGCACCAUCUGGUUCUGGCGCUGCUUGA
Closterium sp. Naga37s-1 is the source of this 4671-nucleotide messenger RNA. The record is from the annotation of a GenBank genome assembly. NCBI's taxonomy places the organism in Eukaryota, Viridiplantae, Streptophyta, Zygnematophyceae, Desmidiales, Closteriaceae.